AUGGCGUUGACUGCGGCGCUGCGGGAGAGCAGGGGAGCGGAGCAAAGCCAAGGAGUAGUCAAGCUGGAGCGCGGUAAUGGCGGCGAGGAGAGGAGGCGGGAGCACAUGUUCGACAAGGUGGUGACGCCCAGCGACGUGGGGAAGCUGAACCGGCUGGUGGUGCCCAAGCACUUCGCCGAGCGGCACUUCCUGCCUCGGCUGCUCGGAGGUGGCCCGGCGGCGAGGCUCGCCGGCGCCGUGCUGCGGUUCGAGGACGGGCGCGGCGGCGGCAAGGCGUGGGCCUUCCGCUUCUCCUACUGGAGCAGCAGCCAGAGCUACGUCAUGACCAAGGGCUGGAGCGCCUUCGUCCGCGACCGCCGCCUAGCCGCCGGCGAUACCGUCUCCUUCUACCACGCGGGCGCCCGACUCUUCAUCGACUGCCGGCGGCGCGGCGCCCGAGUAGCAUUGGCGCCGGCCACGCCCGUCUUACCGGCUCCUUCACGAAUCUUGGUCACGUCGACGCCAGGGUCUUGGUCGACGCCCUGUUCGACUUCGGGCGACGUCGGGGCGCCGGCGCCGCGGGGGCGGUGCUUCCGGCUGUUCGGCGUGGAUCUCGUGCUUGCCGGCGCCGAGCCGCCACUGUCUACGGAUUUGCAGCUAGCUCUGAUGAGAUGA
Molecule: messenger RNA, 654 nt
Organism: Lolium rigidum
Lineage: Eukaryota; Viridiplantae; Streptophyta; Magnoliopsida; Poales; Poaceae
Product: B3 domain-containing protein Os06g0107800-like
Exons: 1
Coding region: 1-654 (217 amino acids)
Molecular function (GO): DNA binding; DNA-binding transcription factor activity
Source: RefSeq, a predicted model, not a curated record